This is a messenger RNA of Trichoderma citrinoviride, 1281 nucleotides long. RefSeq lists its product as hypothetical. NCBI's taxonomy places the organism in Eukaryota, Fungi, Ascomycota, Sordariomycetes, Hypocreales, Hypocreaceae. The annotation marks the transcript as partial. The transcript is spliced from 2 exons. The record is from RefSeq and is a predicted model, not a curated record.
CGCCCAACGUACGAGCGCACUCGCCAGCCUAGCAUCCGCAUCCGCCGCAGCUCGGGCGGCUCGCAGGCGCCCCCGAUCGACUAUGCGUCCGAGAGUAGCGACACCGACACCGGCACGCGCUACGGCUUACGGCCCCGAAGCAUCUCGCAGCCCUCGCCGACGGCUCAGUCCAACGCCGAUGGCAACGUCGCCCGGCACUCGCGCCGCGUGCCCCAGCUGGCGCUGCCCCGGCUGACGGAGGAGGGAUCGCGCCCGACCAUGGCCGAGCUCGGCGUGCCCAUGUCGCCGGCGAGGUCGCUGCCGGACCAGCGGCUGGACGAGGACGAGCAGCGCCGCCGCUUGUCCGCCGGCUCGGAGCCCGGGCGGAAGAUGACCAGGAAGAGGAAGCUCAGCAAGCUGCUGUGGCCCGGCUCCCUCAAUCGCGGCUCUCCCGCUCCGCGUGGCGACACAGAGGCCGGCGGCGAUGCCGCGCAGGGACACGCGCAGGGCCAAGCACAGGGUCGCCCCCAGCCGCAGUCGGACGAGUACGGCGAGGGGCUGGUGGACUGGCUCGACAUCAUUGAUCCCGAGGUCCAGACCCUUUCGACCCUGACCAACGUGCAGAACUCGCUCUUCGUGCCUGAUCUCGGCCCUUGGAUCAACCGUCGCCCGACGUACGUGCUGUCACAGCGUGAGGCUGGAACGCAUGGUCGACCGGGCCGCCCUGCAGAGCGCGAGGAGGAGCGUCUGCCCGAGAUCCCGGAUGAGGAGGCGAGGGUCGAGACCGGCGUCGAGCCCACGGCCGAGACUGAGACAGCGGCUCCGACCACGCUGCGCAGGUCCGACACCAUCACAUCGAGGCUCACGGACUCCCACUACGCUGCGCUGCCCCAUGGCUUCAGCCUCGAGGGUUGGACCGAGGAGGAGAAGCGGGAGCUGGACGACCGCGUGCGCCACAUGCUGCACUCGCGCCGAUCUCGCUUCAAGCGCACCAUGAAGGGCUUCGGCCAGUACGUGCGGCGGCCCCUGGGCUUCUUCGUCACGCUCUACGCCACGCUCAUCACCCUCUUCGGCCUGGCGUGGGUGCUGUUCCUCAUCGGCUGGAUCUACGUUGGCGACAAGCAGGUGUAUACGAUACACAUCAUCGACAGCGUGCUGGUCGCCCUCUUCGCCAUCAUGGGCGACGGCCUGGCCCCCUUUCGGGCCGUCGACACGUAUCACAUGGCCUUUGUAGUGCACUACUCGCGCAAGAUUGCCAAGGCCAAGAAACAGAAGCAGAAGCUCAAGGACAAGGAAGCUGCU